Molecule: messenger RNA, 555 nt
Organism: Zingiber officinale
Lineage: Eukaryota; Viridiplantae; Streptophyta; Magnoliopsida; Zingiberales; Zingiberaceae
Exons: 1
Coding region: 16-453 (145 amino acids)
Source: RefSeq, a predicted model, not a curated record
CACUGGUUCCGGCCCAUGGAAAAGCAAAACAGCCCCCUGUUUCUCGGAGUGGAAUGCCAAAACCAAGUGCUUCGCCUUUUUCUUCCAUCCUACAAAUUCCAUCGCCCUGCCUGCUUCCAACCUGACAACGAAACCACUCCACUUGUUUUCACUACUCGAAGGCAAAUCAGAGAGCUACGAGAGCUUAGAGCCAUGGCAACAGUGAAGAAAGCGUCGGUGUUGGUGGCCGCCUGCGUCGGCGCAGUGGAGGCGCUCAAGGAUCAAGCAGGGCUUUGCAGGUGGAACUACGCUAUGAGGUCGCUGCAGCAGCACGCCAAGGGCAACGUGAGGUCGCUGUCUCAGGCCGUGAGGAUGCAUUCCUCCAUGUGCGAUGGGAGGAGCAGCGAGGAGGCCAAGCGGUCGGAGGAGUCGCUGAGGAAGGUGAUGUACCUCAGCUGCUGGGGACCCAAUUAGAGAGCUUGCAGAUCGAUUAAUAAAGAGAGAAAUUAAAGAGUUUGGCAACUGUACAAUUUGUUCUUUGUUUUGCAAGAAUAAUAGAUGGACAAAUAUUACGUA